AGGCACCAGGCUGCAGAAUCAUGAGCCAGGACAGCAAAGUGAAGACGACAGAGUCCAGUCCCCCUGCCCCAUCCAAGGCCAGGAAGUCGUUGCCUGUCCUGGAUCCAUCUGGAGAUUACUACUACUGGUGGCUGAACACAAUGGUCUUCCCGGUCAUGUAUAACCUCAUUAUCAUCGUGUGCAGAGCCUGUUUUCCCGACUUACAGCAUAGUUAUCUGGUGGCCUGGUUAGUGCUGGACUAUCUAAGUGACCUGCUGUACCUACUGGACAUCGUGGUGCGCUUCCACACAGGAUUCCUGGACCAGGGCAUUCUGGUGGUGGACAAGGGUAGGAUCUGCAGUCGCUAUGUGCGCACCUGGAGCUUCGUCUUGGACCUGGCCUCGCUGGUGCCCACCGACGUGGCCUAUGUGCGGCUGGGGCCACACACGCCCACGCUGCGGCUGAACCGCUUUCUGCGUGCACCCCGCCUCUUCGAGGCCUUCGACCGCACGGAGACCCGCACGGCUUACCCGAACGCCUUCCGCAUCGCCAAACUGAUGCUUUACAUUUUUGUCGUCAUCCAUUGGAACAGCUGCCUGUACUUUGCCCUGUCUCGAUACCUGGGCUUCGGACUGGACGCGUGGGUGUACCCGGACCCCGCUCGGCCCGGCUUUGAGCGCCUGAGGCGUCAGUAUCUCUACAGCUUUUACUUCUCCACGCUGAUCCUGACCACCGUGGGGGACACGCCGCUGCCACACCGCGAGGAAGAAUACCUCUUCAUGGUGGGCGACUUCCUGCUGGCCGUCAUGGGGUUCGCCACCAUCAUGGGCAGCAUGAGCUCCGUCAUCUACAACAUGAACACGGCCGACGCGGCCUUCUACCCCGACCACGCGCUGGUGAAGAAAUACAUGAAACUGCAGCGUGUCAACCGGCGGCUGGAGCGGCGAGUGAUCGACUGGUACCAGCACCUGCAGAUCAACAAGAAGAUGACCAAUGAGGUGGCCAUCUUACAGCACUUGCCUGAACGGCUGAGGGCAGAAGUGGCUGUGUCUGUACACCUGUCUACUCUGAGCCGGGUGCAGAUUUUCCAGAACUGUGAGGCCAGCCUGCUGGAGGAGCUGGUGCUAAAGCUGCAGCCCCAGACAUACUCACCAGGCGAAUAUGUCUGCCGCAAGGGGGACAUCGGGCGAGAGAUGUACAUCAUCCGCGAGGGUCAGCUGGCCGUGGUGGCAGACGAUGGCGUCACGCAGUAUGCUGUGCUUGGUGCAGGGCUCUACUUCGGGGAGAUCAGCAUCAUCAACAUCAAAGGGAACAUGUCUGGGAACCGCCGCACUGCCAAUAUCAAGAGUCUAGGCUAUUCGGACCUGUUUUGCCUGAGCAAGGAGGACCUUCGGGAAGUGCUGAGUGAGUAUCCACAGGCCCAGACUGUCAUGGAGGAAAAAGGCCGUGAGAUCCUGCUCAAAAUGAACAAGUUGGACGUAAAUGCUGAGGCAGCUGAGAUUGCCCUGCAGGAGGCCACAGAGAACCGGCUGCAGGGCUUAGACCAGCAACUUGAUGACCUACAGACCAAAUUUGCUCGCCUCUUGGCUGAGCUGGAGUCCAGUGCCCUCAAGAUCGCUUAUCGCAUUGAACGGCUGGAGUGGGAGACUCGAGAGUGGCCCAUGCCCGAGGAGGCAAUUGAGGCAGAUGAUGAGGGCGAGGCUGGGGAGGGAACAUCCAAGGGUGGAGAGAAUUAAGCUGACCAAGUGGGGGCCUCAGGCCCAGAGUGACUCCAUCCUUAUCCCCAGGACCCCCACCUCUAAGUCAAUCCAGAGUUGUAGAAAAGCCUGUCUGCAGAAAAUCUGACAUCCUGUCUGCUAGGUUCCAGAGACUGGCGUGACUGGGUAUGUAGAUACCCUCCUAGAGAUGUAGGGGAAUAGCAUACAUCACACACACACACACACACACACACACACACACUGACCCCAAGGCAGUGCAUUCCAUAUGAAGUGCUCUGAUGUUCCCAUUCUCAGAGCACAGAUGUUUCUCAAAAACAUAGAUAUAUCUUCUACCUGCAUAAUAUAUUACACUCAACUGUGCACCCCACAGACACAUAUACCGAGAGUCAUGCACCAAUAGACACACCAAGGCCUUCCCUCAAGUGCAUUCACUUAUGAAUAUACAAAAGCAUACCUGGGUCCUCUUGUUCCAAGAUAUCCUUUAAUGCCCCCAUAUGCGAGGGCCAUAAGUGUACCCUGCAAGUUGCACUUUCAAUAAAGUA
This is a messenger RNA of Talpa occidentalis (Iberian mole), 2239 nucleotides long. It is a transcript of the gene CNGA4, whose product is annotated as cyclic nucleotide gated channel subunit alpha 4. Gene Ontology annotation, biological process: monoatomic cation transmembrane transport; potassium ion transport. Gene Ontology annotation, cellular component: plasma membrane; intracellular cyclic nucleotide activated cation channel complex. The record is from RefSeq and is a predicted model, not a curated record. Lineage: Eukaryota; Metazoa; Chordata; Mammalia; Eulipotyphla; Talpidae. Bases 21 to 1715 code for a protein of 564 amino acids. The transcript is spliced from 6 exons. Gene Ontology annotation, molecular function: cGMP binding; intracellularly cAMP-activated cation channel activity; voltage-gated potassium channel activity.